This is a messenger RNA of Fragaria vesca subsp. vesca, 1640 nucleotides long. RefSeq lists its product as uncharacterized. Gene Ontology annotation, cellular component: endoplasmic reticulum. Bases 69 to 1556 code for a protein of 495 amino acids. The record is from RefSeq and is a predicted model, not a curated record. Gene Ontology annotation, biological process: GPI anchor biosynthetic process. The transcript is spliced from 4 exons. NCBI's taxonomy places the organism in Eukaryota, Viridiplantae, Streptophyta, Magnoliopsida, Rosales, Rosaceae. Gene Ontology annotation, molecular function: catalytic activity.
UCUUUCCUCCUCCCCCAACAAACCCACAACCCAAGACCCGUUUUUGACCCGAACCCAUUUCCCCAACAAUGCUCAAAAACCUCCUCCGCCUCUGCUCCCGUCUCCGGUGGCCGGCCCGCCGCCGCUCCCCGACCAAAGUGGUCAUCAAACGCUUCUCCAAAACCAAAACCAACUCCAACUCCCACCUCCACCACGAACCCACUUCCAACGGCCCCUCGUCGGCGACGGUCCACCCCAACGGCCAGCCGGAAACAGAGAAUCCCCCGCCGCCGCGGCCCAUUCGGGUCGCCACUUUCAACGCAGCACUUUUCUCAAUGGCGCCGGCGAUUCCGACGCCGGAGAAACCGGAGCGAGACGAAAACGGCCUCGUUAAGGAUAUAAAGAACGCUACUUGCAGACCCAAAUCGGCGAUGGACCGACCCAAGAGCAUCUUAAAGCAGUCGCCUUUACACCCAAACGCGAUGAAGAGCUCAGAGAAUCAGAAAACGCAACAGAAGUUCGUGAAAUCCAAGAUGAGGGUCUCGAUCAAUUUGCCGGAUAAUGAAAUCUCAUUGCUCAAAAGCAGACAGCUGAGCUUUGCUGAAGGCAGAGAGCUUGAUACUAGUAAUUCUUUAUCUUCUUUCUCCCCAAGUCGAGUUUCAAAAGGAAAAGGUCCGUUGAAGCCGAGUGUGAGCUUUCCUAAUAAUAUUGGGAACUGUGAAAAUGGAGAGUACUAUACAAGUCAUAGGACUGUUCUUGAGGUUUUGAGGGAAUUGGAUGCUGACAUUUUGGCUCUGCAAGAUGUGAAAGCAGAGGAGGAGAAGGAAAUGAAGCCUCUUUCGGAUUUGGCUGCUGCUUUGGGGAUGAACUAUGUGUUUGCUGAGAGCUGGGCGCCGGAGUACGGCAAUGCCAUCUUGUCGAAAUGGCCGAUCAAGCGGUCUAAGGUUCAGAAAAUCUUUGAUGACUCUGAUUUCAGGAACGUUCUGAAAGCCACCAUUGAUGUACCCCAAGCCGGAGAAGUCAACUUCCAGUGCACCCACCUUGAUCAUCUUGAUGAGAACUGGAGGAUGAGGCAGGUUAACGCUAUAAUCCAAUCGAGCAAUGAGCCUCACAUCUUGGCCGGAGGUCUCAAUUCACUAGAGGAAUCAGAUUAUUCUCAAGAAAGAUGGACUGACAUAGUAAAGUAUUACGAGGAGAUGGGAAAGCCAACACCCAAGGUCGAGGUAAUGAGGUACUUGAAGAGCAAGCAGUACACAGAUGCCAAGGACUUUGAAGGAGAAUAUGAGUCGGUAGUCAUGAUCGCCAAAGGCCAAAGUGUGCAGGGGACAUGUAAGUAUGGAACGAGGGUAGAUUACAUAUUAGCAUCCUCAAAUUCGCCAUACAAGUUUGUUCCCGGAUCAUACUCUGUCUUCUCAUCCAAAGGGACAUCCGAUCAUCAUAUAGUAAGAGUUGAUGUGCUCAAAUCGGUAAGUUGUUGUGAUCCAGGAAACGUCUCCACACGCAGGCAAAGAAAACAGAAAGUCAUAAAGAUAACGGAGACUACUCCAUCAAAAGGCAUAUGGAAAACACAGACAUGAUCAGAAAGAUACAAAUUAUUGACUUUAUUUAUUCCCCAAUUUAGUUUUUUAGUGUUGAUUUGUUAAAGGAGGGAGGGGCAGAUG